AGCACAUGCUCAAGGUAAGUAACCAUUUAUGUAUGCUUUCAAGCCACAAUUUACUGACAUGAAAAGAAAAAUACUUAUAUUGAAAAUGUACUACUCCAAGUUCACAUAUGAAUCUUGGGAAUAACAGUCCUUUGAUGGCGCAUGCAAGGACUAUCGAUAACGAAAUGCAGAUUUAGUAUUUACCUCCCUGGUGUGGAGAUUCCUGAGUGGUUUACGUACAAGAACUCGGGGACUGAUUCAAUCUCAGUGCCCCUGCCCAAAGAUUGCCAGACACCCACAUUCAUGGGUAUUGCUAUCUGUGCUGUUUUUGAUAUUAUAACUCCUUCAAUUUUUAAUAAUAUUACGAUCAUGAAAACUUUCCAAGAACUCGCAAUGCAGUGUAGGCUCACAAGCCAUGAUGGUUCAUGCAGCCGAUUCAGAUCUUGUUUCGGUUGGAUAGGAAGCGAAAAACCUCAGGAUUUAGGCAACAUUUUUCUAGGCUAUGUGUCAAUUGAUUGUGAUUUGUUGAAGGUACUCAAGGAUUUGCUUUUGAAUCCUAAGAACUGGAGUCAGUUUGAGUUUGGUGUCUAUGAUAUUAAUAAGAUUAUGGUGAUCAAAGGUUUGGGGCUGCGUUUUGUGUACCAGAAUGAUAUCAAUGAUCCAAAAUGAGAUGGACAACACUUCUAAAGUUUUAUAAUAAGUGAAUUUUGUUCCUACUGUUUCAUUGUUUUCAUUUUUCUUUUUGUAAUUUGUUUAAUUGUCAAAAUAA
Molecule: messenger RNA, 748 nt
Organism: Lycium ferocissimum
Lineage: Eukaryota; Viridiplantae; Streptophyta; Magnoliopsida; Solanales; Solanaceae
Exons: 1
Coding region: 142-648 (168 amino acids)
Source: RefSeq, a predicted model, not a curated record